AUGGAAGUGGUAUCUGCUCUUCAAAGAUACAAAAAAUUUAAAGACACAAAAAAACGGUCACCAGAUUUCGACUUCGUGUCGUCUCCAAAGGUUAACGUGCGCUGUGAAGGCUUCCCCAGAGAGAUAGCAAACAGGGUAAAACCCGAUGAACAAAAGAACAGUUCAAGGCCCACCAAAAAACCUUUUACUGCACGCGAAAUUGAAAUUCUCAAAGAAGGCGUGGACAAAUACGGGCCUAGAUUCAGUAUCAUUGAGAGAUAUUGCGAGUUUAGUACGAGAAGGUCUGCAAAAACGUUGAAACAGAAAUACACAAGUUUAAUGCAGGCUACUUGCUAUAAGCCAAAGAAACGAUGUCCGUUCACUGUCCAAGAAGAGGAAAACCUCAAGGACGGCGUUUCUAAAUAUGGCUUUCAAUGGAAAAAGAUUUUGAAUCAUUACAGUUUUAUGCCGCAAAGGACUCCGCAAAACCUGAAAGACAAAUGGCGAAAUAUGUUAAAAUGAGGAUAAAAUAUAUCCUAGGAUUUCAAGUGAAGGUGUUUUUUUUGCAAUUUCGCUUCCAUCUUAAUGUGAUGACUAUGAUUUGAAAUUAUUUAUAUAAGUUGCCUGCUAUAGGAGGUGAAUUUAAAUAUUGAAAAUUUUCAACGCUCAAAUCUCAACAAGGCUGUAUAAGGUUAAAAAAUGUUGGUAUCUAUAUACUCUAUUAAUACAAGUUUAGAAUGGUUUAAGGUUGACUGUGUGCUAAU
Molecule: messenger RNA, 743 nt
Organism: Dendronephthya gigantea
Lineage: Eukaryota; Metazoa; Cnidaria; Anthozoa; Malacalcyonacea; Nephtheidae
Exons: 4
Coding region: 1-501 (166 amino acids)
Source: RefSeq, a predicted model, not a curated record